This is a messenger RNA of Thermothielavioides terrestris NRRL 8126, 786 nucleotides long. RefSeq lists its product as uncharacterized. The transcript is spliced from 2 exons. Bases 1 to 786 code for a protein of 261 amino acids. NCBI's taxonomy places the organism in Eukaryota, Fungi, Ascomycota, Sordariomycetes, Sordariales, Chaetomiaceae. The record is from RefSeq and is a predicted model, not a curated record.
AUGAAAGUAGCAGCAGCAGUGCUCACGGCCCUCGCGGCCUCGGCCGACGGCGCGGUGCUCUGGGACGGGCGGUUCAACGACCUGUCCUCGUCGCAGGACCUGCUGACCUGGUCGUGGAGCAACCAGGUCGGGCCCUACCAGUACUACAUCCACGGCUCGGGCUCGGUCGACAAGUACAUCAACCUGUCGCCGAGCUACAAGAACCCGAACGACACGGUGUCGAAGCAGGGGGCGCGCUUCACGCUCGACAGCACGGCCUACUGGAACGGGCAGAACAUGCGGCGCAUCGAGCUGAUCCCGCAGACCAAGGCGGCCAUCAACAAGGGCAAGGUGUUCUACCACUUCAGCCUGAUGCGCAAGGACACCAACCCGCCCAGCGUCAACCGCGAGCACCAGAUCUGCUUCUUCGAGAGCCACUUCACCGAGCUCAAGUACGGCUGGAUCAGCGGCGAGGCCGGGACCAGCAACCCCAACCUGCAGUGGAUGACCAGCCAGCAGAGCCACUGGAAGACGGAGUGGAAGGCCGGCGUGUGGCACAACGUCGCCUACGAGAUUGACUUCAGCGCCAACACGGUCGGCUUCUGGCACUCGGAGGGCGGCGACCCGCUGAAGCAGGUGGUGGCGCCCGUGUCGGCGUCGACGUCGUCCAACGGCGCCGACUGGCACCUGGGCGUGCUGGAGCUGCCGCGCUCGGGCUACGCGGACGCCACCGAGGACUUCUACUUCUCGGGCGUGUACAUCGAGGACGGCACCAUCACGACGACCAUUGGCGGGCCGGGUGUGUGA